Molecule: messenger RNA, 4252 nt
Organism: Amoebophrya sp. A120
Lineage: Eukaryota; Dinophyceae; Syndiniales; Amoebophryaceae
Source: the annotation of a GenBank genome assembly
AGCGGGGAGAAUGAUGUAGUUUUUGUCCUUGCAGCAGGCUCACUUUAUGUUUUACAUUUUAGGAGAAGAACACUAGUUUUUUUGAAAACAAAAGAAAAUGGCGGACGACCUGGAGGUCGAGACGACCUCCUACCAGCGUCAAAAGGACGCUGGUCUGUUCCGCGACCCAGUCCCGGGCGUGAGGCCCGCGGGAAAGAGCACAUCCAUCUUCAACGACACCACCGAGCGAGAUCUGCAGUCGGAUAUCUACUUCCCCAGGCCACCAACGCCGCCAUCGCAGAGAAAGUAUAAUACCAAUAGGAUUUUAUUGUUUUAUUUGGGUCGUACGAGGAAGUGGAAGUCUGAAGAUCAUGCGGCUCUCGCUCUACUAGCGUGGUUUGGCUACUCAGUGGUAAAGUCGGUGAAAGGUUUUGUUUUCCAAGUUCGCUGCAACUGCUUACGCGGCAUUGCAACUUGUCAAAAAAUGGAUCAGGUUUCGCAAAAACUUAGUCCCGGGUGAGAUUCACGUUCACCACGGACUGUCGGACCAGAAGCUCCCAUAUGGAAGUGUCAGAAUCAAUCGAAAUUGACAAAAUCGAAAAAUUUGUGAUGCAGAAAAUCGAUGUCAGUUGGAGCCCCAGUUUUCAAGUGGCGGAUGACAAAUUUCGGGAGCACCCAAAUCCAGUCUGUCACUCUGUUUGGGCAAAGAAGACUGCCCCUGUCGUGCUACUCUGGGAGCACAUCGUCUUUCCCCGGACAGGCUUGCAAUCGGUCUCAUUUGCCUGCUUCCCAAUACAGGCCUUCAGUGUCCUACUUACAUUUUAUGCAUCACAAAUUUUCUCGUCGAUUUUGUCGAUUUCGAUCCCGACACAUCCAUAUCCCAUCCGAUGAUUUCCGAUACGGUAUUCACAGCGACAGGGGAGAAACCGUCGAACGAACGUUCAAGGAUGGUCUGCUGCUCGGGAUUGCAGCGUAGAAAGAUGUUUAUUUCGAGUUUAUUUUAGUACGAACCUUGAUCGUUGUGUAUGUGUACGUAGCUGCGCGUGAAGAGGAAGAAUUUGCUAGUAUAACCAACUUGAACUUCAUUUUUGAAGACACGACACAGUGACAUUCUCAUUAGUGCUUAUGCGUCGCAUCGCUUUUUCGUAUCCAUGUGUAGUUUUUUAGCAUCCAAUACGACCAAUACCGCAGAUACAAGAACCAAUGUGCGGAGUCCGUCUACAAGAGCACGAAAAUGGAACCUCUAUCAAAUGCAAAUAUGUCUGGGUCUGGAUGAUUGCAAGGUUUGUUAUGCAGGUUUUCCAUGCCCCGUGAGGUCUGGAAUGCAGGGCCUAGCAUGACAGAUUCGGUGAGGUCUUUGUCAUGCCUGUUCUGCAUGAGAAACCCCUUCGCACCUUGACCAAAAUUGGGCAACUCUUGACAGUCAUGCAACACAGCUUUUCGUUUGACCCACAGGAUGCAUUCCAAGGUUGCGACGUUUUUCCAGACCCAGACAUAUUUGCAAUGCAUAACCUCUGGGCCAUAGCUACGUGCGCGGUCACGAAUUACCUGGGCUUACGAAAGAGCAGAAGUUUGUAGGUAGAAAUCGUGGUGGACUACUUGCUACAAUUUUUGUAUAGCAAUCAUGAAUCCGAAUCCGCUGUAUCCAAGAACUCCGCACGCUGCGAUACCGACCGUUUUUGUUCUGUGCGUAAAAGUCAAUGUGAAACAAAUCUCUCUUCAGGCUUUGGCAAAGAGUCACUAGGGGCCGGCGAGGAUGGCAAGGAAAUUAUCUUUCCCCGAGGCGUCGAACCAGACACCAAGGAAAUCACGGAGUUAUAUCGGUUCACACACGGUAGAAAUUUAUUUCUAGAUAUGCAGCUUUAAUAUUUGCUGGAAGUGCUCUCAGUUUUUGGCUUGAUGUGACUUGCUUUUCUAAACUAUGCAUAAAUGGUGCGCAUCAUGUUGAUGAAAACAAAUCAAUGGGAAGAUUCUCAUCCUCGUUUCUUCAGGAAGUCGCGCAUGACAAAAAAUGCAGGUAAUUUCGGGCCGGGCGAGCAGGCCGACCGCAAAUACGCAUGGCCGCAGGCAAUAGAAGAUCCAGACUUCAGGUAUGGCGUCACAGAAAAAGACGCGGGCGGCGAGAAGGGCGGCGUAGCAGGUAUGGAGAAGUGAUAAUUUUUCUUGCGAUAUAAUACUUUGAUUGCUGCAUUAGUUAGUAUUUCUUCACGCAAGAGUGUUUCAACUUUCAAAUUGUGCUGCAAGAGUAAAAAAUAAAGGAAAAUCGUUCAACAACAGGCGCGCUCGACUGGACGCUAGAUGAGGCCGGCAAGAUGGCCAAGACCAGAAUCGGGAGGAAAACCUUAGCAGACUUCCGCGACGUGACCCACGAAAAGCUCGGAAAGCCAAGAAAUUACUGUCAGGGCACGCAUCCGGUAUAGGUUUCUGGUCUUUUGAUAGCGAAGUUCGUUGAUGAAUAUAAUGCACGGAGGACUUCUGUAGGAGGUGAAGACAUGCUUAUGCUGGCGCAGCGAUAUGAACUACACUGCAGUGCCUUUUAGAAGUACUUGUUCACAAAAAAAUGCCAACGACCCAGACGCCCGCCCGGGGAUUUGGCAUUGUGUCCGCGGGGGCGAAUGACACCGCGGCUAAGUGCAUGCAGGGAACCUACACGGACGCGGACAAUGUGCCGGACGCAAACCUGGGGAAGUGCACGAUCCCGGGAAGAACAAACGUGAGCAGGGAUCCGAAGAGGCUUAUCCUCUGUAAAAACGGGGCCCACAGCACCCCAGAGUUGUCACGGAGAUUUUCACGGACAGGAACAUUCGUGACGUGCAUCCCCAUGAUAUUUUUAAGCAUUUCCAGUCGGGUCGUUUUGGAACUUGUAAUGCUGUAAACAGAAUGAGGGUACUUGAGCAGUUGUAGCACAUGGAUUCAUUUGUAAUGCGGCUGUCGUCCUUGCCAACCUGCACUAAGAAUACGGACUGCGACUUGUGGUAAUGCGUGCCUCUGAAAACUUCUACUAGGCUUGUGUUGCUGCAAAAUCCCAUGUUGACUCUGGGGUAUAGGGACGUUUUCACUCAGGAUAAGGCUGUACGGCGUCCCAUCCGUCCGAAUCGACAUUCCGGCCCCGGACCCGGCCAAGCGCAGUUGCGCCGAUAUGCAGAACUACGGAGACGAGAUUGGCGCGGGACCGCUGCUGAACCCACAAAGGUACUGUGUUUGCAUGGCAAAAUUAUCUUCGUACCAGUAUGUAAAUAGAAAUCGCAUGACAAAUUCCCUCAGCAUGAAGAAUGCAAUUUGUAAUGCCGACUUGUUACCAUAAGAACAUUUUGAUUUGUACGACUACUACGAGCGCGGUACUAACAGGUUCGAGAUCAAGGGCAUUAUGGACUCGGAGUUUUUGGUAAGACGCGACCGGGAGGAGUGCCGUACUAUCUUGAAGGGAGCGGGUUACCAGUUCGAGCACUUUGAUCACAUGUUUGACGCGGCGCUGGAGCUUUUCGAUGACGGCAUUCCGCUGGUAUCGCUGGACGCCUUGCUCUUCCUGCAGGGCAACAAGAUCGAGCAGAAUGUCGAGCGUGCGAUCCGCGGAAGUUAAAAACUCUUCUUCGAUGUAAUAUUAGACUAGGGCGAAAUACAAAUAUUAAACUUCAUGAAGUCUUUAUGAACAUCACAACCUGCUCGCGCCGCCGCCGCUGUAGUGUAGGUGGAGUAUAGCAGGAUCUGCAUGAAGUUGCGCCCACUUUUGCAGUCUUGCUUCCUGCCGCAUCGCAGGAUUUAUAUAUUUCUUUCCUUUUGAACAAGAUGAACCUUUGAAACCGAAUAAUUGUCAGAAACGAUGAAACCUUGAGAUAGUACAACUCUAUGUCAGAAGAUUGAGAUCUUAAAUUUGCUAAUAUUCAACAAAAUUUCGAAAUCGCUUCCGAGAUUUCAGUUUGUAUGGAUUCUAAUCAGAGCUGAUUCGCACAAAUAAAACUGCCGAGAUUGUGCGGGUCGGAAAAGAUAUAGCUGAGAUAAUUACAGGUUACUUUACAAGAUAGGAAUAGCCGAAUGAAGGGAAUGUUAGACGAGACUAUGGAGGUCGUGCUCCUCGUGAGGUGCAUAGGAAGAUGGAUUCUUUUGAGCCACAACGAGAUUUGCUGGUCCUGUACAAAAAUAUUUGAACUCAAAAAAUCCAUCACGACGAGAAAAUGGCAACGCAGUUAACGAAAAAAAAUAUUACGGCAGUAAGGCCUACUUACUGUGCAGGCGCAUUUUUAGCAGGGUUUCCGACUGCUCAAUGAAGGAAUUG